UAUGGGCGAAGGUUAACCCAAUUGGAAGAGGUGGAGGGGGUCGGCAAAGAGGAUCGGUGUCGAGGGAAGGAGAGAGGAGAGAGAGCGGAGAGCGGAGAAGAGGGGAUGGCGAAACCGUUGGGAUCGACGGGGGAGUUCUUCCGGCGGAGGGAUGAGUGGCGGAAGCACCCGAUGCUCGCCAACAACCUCCGCCACGCCACUCCGGGCCUUGGCAUCGCCCUUGUCGCCUUCGGCAUCUACCUCGCCGGCGAGGCCGCCUACAACCACUUCCGCCGCCCUGAUGAUCACCCCACCACCCACCACUGAUCGUGGAACCCGUGGAUGAUGCUCGAUUCCCACUGAUUCCUUGAAGGUUUUAGGUGAUUCUUAUUGAUCGAUCGUGGAUUUUGUUUACGUCGACUUCGUUUCUUGAGCUGCCAUGUUGUGUUUGUUUGGUGCCUGAUUUGUCUGUAGCUAAUGCUGCAAUCAGAGGGCAACCAGAAAUGAUAAGUUCAAGAGUAAUUCGAGACGAAAUGUUGUCUUUUGGAUGAAUUGGUUCUUCAAGUGGACUUUCAAAUGUAUGACUGGAAUGAGCGUUUGAGCUCUGAAGGUUGUCUGAUCUGAUCCUUGUGGUUAUGACUUAACGAGUAAUAUUAAAUUUUAUCGGUGGUUA
Messenger RNA from Musa acuminata subsp. malaccensis (wild Malaysian banana), 652 nucleotides. The record is from RefSeq and is a predicted model, not a curated record. NCBI's taxonomy places the organism in Eukaryota, Viridiplantae, Streptophyta, Magnoliopsida, Zingiberales, Musaceae.